Messenger RNA from Mollisia scopiformis, 1758 nucleotides. RefSeq lists its product as uncharacterized. The coding region runs from base 1 to 1758 and encodes 585 amino acids. Gene Ontology annotation, biological process: regulation of DNA-templated transcription. Gene Ontology annotation, molecular function: DNA-binding transcription factor activity, RNA polymerase II-specific; zinc ion binding. Lineage: Eukaryota; Fungi; Ascomycota; Leotiomycetes; Helotiales; Mollisiaceae. The record is from RefSeq and is a predicted model, not a curated record. The transcript has 6 exons.
AUGAAGUCAGGGUUCCCUCGCAAGCGGGCCGUUCAGGCUUGUCGCAUGUGUCGGCACCGGAGGACAAAAUGUGACAAUGCCCGGCCGUCUUGCUCGAUGUGUCUUACUCUGGAGGUAGAGUGUGUCUAUGGUGAUAAGAAUGACAGCCUGGAUCCUGGUAGUCUAGCAAUUUUGAAACGCCUUGAUGGUUUAGAGCAGCUCAUUCGUGCUAGCAAGACUGAAGAUUUAUCUAUCACCCCAGGCGGUGGAGGGCCAUCAUCUCGAGAGUCUUCUUCCAAGUUCGGCAACUCACCAUCGAACCUAAAUUAUCCAGCCCCAAGACAUCUUGCUGAUACUGCCGAGUAUCGCUACCAUGUCAAUGUCGAAUCGAUGCUUCAGUGGCCAGUAUUUGAAAAUCAGAAUAUUGAUCAACGCGCCAAUUUGAAAUGCCUUUUUCAUCCGAUGGGCGAGAUAAAUAGAGAGCUACAGUGGUCUCCAUCUGAUCCGGAUCUCCAAACCGAAGAAGUUGACAACGCGUUGCAUAGCUUUUUCGAUCAUGUGCAUAUUUUCAAUCCGAUCUUUGAGGAGAUGAAACUCACUGAGCAGUUGCAAAAUGUACGAUUGAAUGGCUUGGGAUGGAACCCCGAGUCAUGCUUAAUUCUCCUGACUUGUGCUGUGGGACUUGUUUCUUGCUCUCAAGAAAUGGAUCCGGCCGACUCUUCGAUGAUGUUCCGCCGCUCGGAGACCUUCCAACUUGCAGAGUCAUUCUUUUUCUCGGCACAGAAAAGAAUGGGACCUCUUCUGACUGAGAGGACCGCUAUAGGAGCCCAAUGUUUCUAUAUGGCGGGAUAUUACUUGGCAACGACGAUGAGGCCAUUAGAAGCCUGGAAAUUGCUGAACCAGUCUCUCUCCUGCUGUCAAACGCACCGUCGUUGGGAUAGCACUGCUACCGAAGAUGAGCAACGUAGAAGUCGGCUACAACAGAGGACAUAUUGGGCUACUUUCAAGUCUGAACUGGAGAUCUGCCUUGAACUGGACCUUGCACAAGACAGCAUCAACAAUCUUGCUUAUCCAACUUUCUUCCCGUCACCGCCAGAGUGCCUAGAAACUGAACUAAGAGUCGGUUGGUACUUCUACCUUUCGGAUAUUGCCAUUCGUAGGCUCAAGAACCGAUGCUUGAACUACAUUUAUCAAUGCGAACGAUCACAAACAUCUACAGCAGAUAUGGUGGAAGAGAUCAUAAACUUGGAAAAGGAAGCGGAAGAACUAUCUACCAUGCUGCCUGCUGAAUUGAGAGGUGGUACCCAAGAUAUCGAAGAUCAGUUUCACUAUCCUAGAUCUACUAUCGCGAAGAUGCGAGUUGAGCUUCAGAUGCACCUACUUGACUGCUACGAGAUUAUGUAUUGGCCAUUUGCAGUCAACAUCAUUUCUCGACACGUAAAGGACGACUCAACAUGUCUCAGCUUCGCCAGUAAAGCCCUCGCUAUCUGCACCGAUCGAAUAACCAAAAGCCAAACAAGGUACAGGCAACGACAGUACGGGAGUUGGCUGAUAUUGAGACGGAGCACACGAAGUGCAUUGCUUCUUCUUGCUGCCAAUCUCACCCCUGGAUUGAGACAGAUCCUACCUCCUCAAUGGAAAGGCUCCGUUUUCAUCGUCAUUGAGAUGCUUCGGUAUUGGGCAGAAGAGUUGAACGAUGCUUCACACAGGUUGACGAUAUUGGAGACGCUAUUGAGGAACAUCGAAACAAGCAGGACGACGAGUGCGAUGGAAAUAUGA